This is a messenger RNA of Melozone crissalis (California towhee), 7474 nucleotides long. It is a transcript of the gene SORBS1, whose product is annotated as sorbin and SH3 domain containing 1. Gene Ontology annotation, molecular function: protein binding. Gene Ontology annotation, cellular component: cytoplasm; cell-substrate junction; nucleus. The record is from RefSeq and is a predicted model, not a curated record. The transcript is spliced from 33 exons. Gene Ontology annotation, biological process: cell-substrate adhesion. NCBI's taxonomy places the organism in Eukaryota, Metazoa, Chordata, Aves, Passeriformes, Passerellidae. The coding region runs from base 143 to 5368 and encodes 1741 amino acids.
AGGUCCCCAGAGGAGUGAGGACAGAUAGGUCUCACAAUUGUCCUCGACAGAUUGGCAUCACCAUGAAAAGUGACUUUUUCUUCUGAUCCCCAUCUGACAUAAACAAAAUCCAGAAGUAGAAAAGGCAAGUCCCUCUGCCACAAUGAGCUCUGAACAUGAAGAAAUUGAUGUUGCAAAAACUGUUAUGAAUGGGCUGAGCAGCAAUGGACAAGAAAAAGCUGUUGACGUCCCUUUAUGUACACGUUCUAUUUCUGCCGUUAAAAUAAUCCCUGUGAAGAAAGUGAAAAGUUCUCCUCACCUAGUGCUGCCUACAGAAAUGGAUCCCACAAAAGUCUGCAGUGGAAAAGGAGCUGUAACUCUCCGGGCAACUCCAUCCUAUGAAGGGAAUCGGAAUGUCACUUCACCAGGUCCUCAGGAUGCUGAGCAACCUGAAAGUCUGGAGCCAGAAAACUCAGAAACAGAUGAUUGGAGGUCGUCGUCGAACACUGAUGCCAAUGGGGAUGCCCAGCCAUCUUCUCUGGCUGCCAAGGGUUAUAGGAGUGUGCGUCCAAACCUCUCUGCAGAGAGCAAGCCACAGGACCCAGGUCCUGUGCUAAAUGAAGUGCCCCAGCCUGGCACUGACUAUCCAAGCUCCAUCACUUCCAUCAGCAAGUCUGCCUCUGCCUAUCCUUCUACCACAAUCGUCAAUCCCACUAUUGUCCUGUUGCAGCACAAUCGAGAACAGCAAAAAAGGCUUAGUAGCCUGGCAGAUUCAGUGCCAGACAGAUUAGUUUCUGACAGAGUUGAUUCAGCACUUCUGCGGGAGAAGCCGGCUCAGGAGGCUGUGCCAAGUGAGAAGAGGGCAGUGGAGGAGAAGAGAAGCACUGUCAGGAGCCCUCCCUACAUGGCUGAUACCUCUGUUGAUGACAUUGGAAUUCCACUGAGGAAUACAGACAGAUCGAAGGACUGGUACAAGACGAUGUUCAAACAGAUCCACAAGCUAAAUAGAGACAAUGCUGAAGAAAACCCUUAUUGCCCUACCUACACAUUUCCUGAACUUCCUGAAAUCCAGCAAAAAACUGAAGAAGACAAUCCUUAUUCUCCUACAUACCAGUUUCCUGCAUCUACUCCUAGUCCUAUCUCUGAAGAUGAAGAUUCUGAUUCAUUCUCUCCACGUUAUUCCUAUUCUGAGGACAGCAGAACCCAAGUUCCCCGCUCCAAGAGUGAGAUGGACAAUAUAGAUUCAGAGAAGGUUGUGAAGAGGUCUGCCACUUUGCCACUGCCAAACCGUGCUUCAUCACUGAAAUCAAGCCCAGAAAGGACUGACUGGGAGCCUCCAGACAAGAAGGUGGACACCAGAAAAUACCGUGCAGAACCCAGGAGCAUUUAUGACUAUCAGCCAGGGAAGUCCUCUGUUCUGAACAACGAAAAGAUGACUCGGGAUAUAAGCCCAGAAGAGAUAGAUUUAAAGAAUGAACCUUGGUAUAAAUUCUUUUCGGAAUUGGAGUUUGGGAAACCGCCUCCAAAAAAGAUUUGGGAUUAUACUCCUGGAGAUUGCUCUAUCCUUACUAGAGAGGAUAGAAAGAGUGAUCUAGAAAAAGACCUCUACCUCUACCAGACUGAGUUAGAGGCAGAUUUAGAAAAAAUGGAGAAGCUUUAUAAAGCACCACAUAAAAAGCCACAGAAGAAUACAGCAGGUGUUACUCCUCUGGAAACUUCCACAGACCAUUCUUCCUACUCCACUUAUUCACCCAACUACCAUGCAGUGAAGAGGGAGUCAGAGCUAGCUGUGGGGGACCCUGCUGCCUUGGAGAAUGAAAGGCAGAUUUACAAGAGUGUGCUGGAAGGUGGAGAUAUCCCAUUCCAGGGGCUGAGUGGUCUCAAGCGCCCUUCGAGUUCUGCUUCCACAAAAGUGGAUCGUAAAGGUGGGAAUGCUCAUAUGACUGCACCCUCUUCAGUUAAUAGCCGAACCUUUAAUGCUAGUCAUACCGGUAUGUUAGGUCACGCAUGUAAACAUAAGAAGCCUUUAUCAGCUGCCAAAGCCUGCAUUACUGAAAUCCUCCCUUCUAAAUUCAAACCCAAACUAGCAGCUCCAGCUGUUCUUGUGCAGGACAAGACGGGUAUCUUGCUGUCUCAUGAGAAAGCUCAAAGCUGCGAAAACCUUCGUAGCUCCACUGCCUUGUUUGAUAAUAAAAAGGCUUUCAUGGUAGACAUGGGGGAAAGCAUAGAAAACAUCUUGAUGAAGUCGAAGCAAGAGUAUGCCAUUAAAUCUGGCAGUACCAUGAGCCUGCAGGAGUAUGGCACCAACUCUAGGAAAGGCUACCUGUUCGCUGCCUCCAGAAAGAGUGGGGUGGAGUUUACAACACUCUAUAAAGACAUGCACCAGAUCAACCGGUCCAGGAUCCAUUUGGACACAGUUUCCUCCUGCAGCGUGAAGGAUAUUGCGUCUCAGUUUGAGAAUGAAGUGAAGGACAGGAUGGAGCACAGCCUUAGUCGAGAGGAUUCAGAGCAGAUCCCCAAAGACACCGUUUCGUCCCGUAUCAGUGCCUUUGAGCAGCUGAUCCAGAGAUCCCGAUCGAUGCCCUCACUUGACUUUUCCAUUGGGCAAAACAAACCCACCACUUCUCUUCAGUCUAAAACUUGUCUGAGUGCUGCAUACUCUGCAGAGAUUCUUCUGGAUUUGUCAAAAGCACACCAAGUAGAAAAGGAUGUUCCCAGCUUUGCAGAUAAAUCCUCGCACUCCUGCAGCAAUGUGGAAGACACGGCUUCGGAUGUCAGUGAUGUCAUCCCCAUGGACACACUUUCAGCUUGCACUGAUGAGAUAGAUCUUCUCUCAAAUGCCUCCAAUGACAGUGGCAGCAGCUCCAGCAACCUGAAUGGGCCUCAGAAGCAUAAAAUCAACAGAUGCAAAGGCUCAUGCCCGGCUUCCUACACCAGAUUCACUACCAUCCGAAGGCAUGAACAGAAGCAGGCCUCCAGGCACCCUGAUUCCAAAGGGGAUGUCUAUGGGGACAGGCACAUGCUCCCCAGAAAUGUCUACCUAAUGAGCCCGCUCCCAUUCCGAUUGAAAAAGCCCCUCCAACACAAAUCCUGCAGAACUCCGCCCCCAGACUGCCUGGCAAGCCUGGCAGUGCCCAGCCCUGAGAACCCAGACGACCCCAUACAGCUGCAGGGGAGUGUAGGAAACAAGAGUCACCACUCCCAGCACCAACCUUGCUCCAGAAGCGGGCCUCUUGCUCCCCAGCGCCUGUCCUCCUUUGACAUUGUGGAGAGGCUUGGCUACUUCCCCACCAUGGGAUCUAGCCGGGAUAGCUUCAUGGGCCAGGCUGACAUUCCUGACUCCUUAAACAAUGGGAACCCUGUUUCAUAUGCCCUCUACCACAGCCUGGACACAAACAACAACCCGCAAAGUGAACUUGGGACGUACCUAGGAGAUUCAGAAUCACCAAGGCAUUUUGCACCAGUUGAAUACAUGGAAACUCCAGAAGAAAUCCUCCGCAGGCGGUAUGAUGAUAAAGAGAAACUUUUAGAGGACCAGAGACGGCUUAAACGUGAGCAAGAAGAAGCUGAUAUUGCCGCUAGAAGGCACACAGGGGUUAUUCCAACGCACCAUCAGUUUAUCACUAAUGAACGAUUUGGGGACCUCCUAAAUGUAGACGAUACUGCAAAGAGGAAAUCUGGGUCAGAGAUGAGACCUGCUAGAGCCAAGUUUGACUUUAAAGCACAGACACUAAAGGAACUUCCUCUGCAAAAAGGAGAUAUUGUUUACAUUUACAAGCAGAUUGACCAGAACUGGCUCGAAGGUGAACACCAUGGCAGAGUUGGCAUCUUCCCACGAUCAUACAUAGAGUUCCUUCCACCAGCUGAGAAGGCUCAACCCAAAAAGCCAUUACCAUUGCAAGUAUUGGAAUAUGGAGAUGCUAUUGCUAAGUUCAACUUCAAUGGGGAUACCCAAGUGGAAAUGUCCUUCAGAAAGGGUGAAAGGAUCACGUUGAUUCGACAAGUGGAUGAGAACUGGUAUGAAGGAAGAAUCCCUGGCACCAGUCGCCAGGGCAUCUUCCCCGUCACGUACGUGGAGGUGCUCAAGCGGCCAGUGGUCAAGAACGCCAUUGACUAUCCUGACCCACCCGUGUCCCUCUCCCCCAGCCGCAGCAUCACAGCCUCACCACAGUCUCCCAGCUCUGAGCUGCUCCAUACUCCAACUCCUCCGCCUUUGCCUUUUGCGCGCCGCGCUUUGUCUCCAGAGGUGCAGGCGGUCACAUCCGAGUGGAUUGCUCUGACCGUGGGAGUGUCUCCCAGCACCACUCCUGCCAUAACUCCUCCAUUGCCUCCUCUGCCCGAAGCCUCCCUCUCUCACCCUGACUAUCUCUCGCCUUCUGCUGCAGCCAGCCCUUCCCCCACAGUCAGCCUCCACCAUUCUCAUCUCUCUGGCUCCUCGACUCCCAGGUCCGUUAGGUCCCCAUUGCUCUCUUCCUCAUCUAGACCUCAGUCCUCUGCCUGCAGUUUCUACCAGGCCACUCCACAAAACGAAGAGAAGUUUGUUGACUCCCCUUCUCCCAGCGUGACUUACUCUAACUCCUCUCGCUGGGCAGUGGAGAGCCCCGAGAGCAUCCUCGCAGAGCAGCGUGACACCACUGCCAGCCCAGCCUGGCUCCCAAAGGCAGGAGAGGGCAGCAGCCACGCUGAGCAGAGUGCUCAUGCUGUCCCCAAGAUCUCUGUUGAGCGCUGCCUGAAACCGUCCCAGCUAGACAUGCGUGCGAGCCCAGAAAGGAGACCUGUGGGUUCCUCUGAGGACAACCAGUUGUGUCAGGAGCUAAUGGCUAUUGUUCAGGGAGGUAAAACAGAGAAAAGAGACGUGAGGAAAGGUGAUACAGGAAAGUUUCCAAGCGGGGAAAAGAAGACUGCAGACUCAAAAGUAUUCUCUUCAUCUGCUCCUCUCUCUUCCUCUACCCUCUCUUCCUCUACUGUCACAACCCAGCCACCUCCCAGACUUACACGCAGAGUCAAUAAGCCACAGGAAGCUGUUUGCAAUGAAAUCAUAAACAUUGCAGAAAAGUCUGUUCAUUACUGCAGUACUAUUUCUCAGCCUCUUGACUCUCGCCACAAGGUGACCUCUAAUGACCAUAAAUCAUCUCUCAUCAUUUCUCAGCAACCUCAAGCACAGCAGCAAGGAACCAGCCCUGAGCGAAGUCAAACACCACGAGACAUAGUUAGCUACCAAGCCCUCUACAGCUACACUCCUCAGAAUGAUGAUGAGCUGGAACUGAGGGACGGUGACAUUGUUGAUGUCAUGGAGAAAUGUGAUGAUGGCUGGUUUGUGGGUACAUCCAGGAGAACAAGGCAAUUUGGCACCUUCCCAGGCAACUAUGUGAAGCUUCUGUACCUGUAAAGUAACAGUGAUCCCACCAUGACAAGGAUGGUGGGAUUCCUUUCCAGAUGGUGUUUUUAAACAGUGAAGAAACAGACAAUUUAUGAAUGUAAUAGACAAGAGAUGAGAAGUGUUAUGAGGAUGUGGUUAUGUGGUACACUAUUGAGUUGAAUGUGUAGCCCUGCUUCCAUGGAGUCAGGGUGUGAUUUGUUUGCUGAAGAAGAGACAGUUUCUAGUUUACAGUGCUGCCUUUGUGUAUUCCUCUCCCUUCCCCAGUAAAAGUUUUGAUGAUAAUCUUAAUUUGUACGGAGUACUUACCUCUGAGAAGGCUUCAGGGAAGCACAUGGUAUAGGUUUUGUUUGUGUGUUGAGAUAGGGUAGUGCUUUGGGGCAGUACUCAGCCCCGCAGCUGCUCACGUUGGUUGGCACAGGAGUUCAGGAACAGGAGUUCAGGAAACAGGCUUGCUGCCCAGUUUCUGCCUUGCUGAAGACUCACUUUUCUCUGCCUUCCAUUUCCAUAGAAAACCUUUCCUUCAUGUCAUGCAUCUUAAGACCCAGCAGAGGUGGAGGACAGCUGAUACAAUUGAAUUGCAGAGCUCUAUGUGGAAAAGGAGUUUGGGAUUGGUGGUUUAAUCCAGAGAGGUCAGCCAAAGCAUAAUGCAAAAGUGCAAAAAAUCCCAAACCCUUCAAUAACAUAUCACUGAUCUCUGUAGGGUUUUUCUUUUGUGCAGGGGGUGUGUGUGUGAAUGUAUUGUGUGCAAAAUUAACUGAGUCCUGUUUAUUAAAGAGAAAUCAGCCUAGCUUUGACAUUUAUCUGCACAAAGAGUAGAACCAAUAAACAGAACAUCCGCGAGGGCAAAUUCUGUUUAUGAGUCCUACAGCUGUUCACUUUCUCUGCUCCUCUUGCCCUGUCGCUGGCCCUAAAGGAUCAUACACCUUUUCCAGCGUAUGCUUUGGGAUGAAAUGGUGGGACUUCUUUCCCGGCAUUAAAUCUUAGAGGCUCUGAUUAAUCUGAACAAUGUAUCACUGAGGGUGCCUUUUUUUUCAUUUUGGUUACAGUGUUGAUGGUAGGUCAAAUAAAUACAUGCAUUUUGGCUGCCUCUUAGUCAUACAAAAGAGUUUAAUCAAUUUGGAAAGCUGUUCCCAGCAGUUAUUACCAGUUACAUAGAUUUGUAUUUCCUUGAGGGGAAAAAAAAACCCCAUGGCUUGGCUGUAUGUUUGCCUGUAAAUCCACUAUGAAUACUCUUUUGAUAGACUUUUUGUUAUUAAGAAAAAGCAUAAACAAAACCAAUUCUAUCAGACUCUGCUUCCUACAAUUGCCGUACAAAUAGCAAAAGGUAGAUUGCUAUUUUGUCAUAAGCCGUAUUUAAUAAUAUAAAAUGCCUAUUUUUAUGCUGAUGCUUUUAUACAGAUUUAUUAAGAGUAAACUACAACUAACUGUUAGCACGACUUGCAAUGUUUUGAUAAACUAGCCAUGCUCCUGGGUUUGAAAUCAAACAGGCUUGUCUUCCGUCUCAGUCAGCGGAAGAGAAGACUCUGUGUCUCAGAAGUUUGACUGUAAAUAUGUAUAUUUAACUUUGUACAGACAAUGUACUUACCUUGUAUAGAGAAAUAAUUUAAACACAUUGAGUGAAGGGAGGGGAAAAAGGCAGUUGUGAAAGGUUGGGAUUUUUUUCCACUUUAAUUUAAGUGAUGGAAUUCUGUGUAUGUUCACAUAAAGAGUUUUAGCACAAAAUAUUCAUUAUGAAAGGUUUCAGAUAUGAUACAAAGCACCACUGUUUAUUUUCUGCAGGAGAUAUCUUGAAUCCUGCAUCUUAUUUAUGGGUUAGUUGUUCUGCUUUGGGUUUGCCCUCCAGUUAUUUGCAACAAUGUUUAGGCCUGUUGGUAAGAUUGGAUAACACCAAAUAAAUGUAUCCAGCAAAGUAACAUGUUGAUAUUGAUUGUAUAUAACAUACUCAUUUAAAAGUUAAUUUUCUGUUCCUGCUCUUGCCAGUUUAAGUUAAACACGAACACACACACACACACCACACACAUCCACACAAACUGCAACUUCUUUUUGUGUUGAUUUUUUGUUUCUUAUUGCAGUGGAUUACUAUUUGGCAAUUAAUAAAUGGAAUUAUUGAAUUAC